Molecule: messenger RNA, 2021 nt
Organism: Macaca mulatta (Rhesus monkey)
Lineage: Eukaryota; Metazoa; Chordata; Mammalia; Primates; Cercopithecidae
Gene: RXRG
Product: retinoid X receptor gamma
Biological process (GO): regulation of DNA-templated transcription
Cellular component (GO): nucleus
Molecular function (GO): sequence-specific DNA binding; zinc ion binding; nuclear steroid receptor activity
Source: RefSeq, marked provisional
CAAGAGUAGCGGUGGCGGCGGCGGCGGCGGCAGCAUUAUGCGUGAUUACUGACAGGCACCAGCUGCUGCCGCCACAGCCGUCUCAAACGCACUAUGUGGACUCUCCGAUCUAGAGGCAGAUUCCUGACUAAUCCCAGAGGGCUGGCCCAGCCUGUGCUCCCCGGGCUGCUAGGAAGCGAUGACCACUCUUGUUAACCCAAGUUGAAGAAAGCCAGGCUGUGCCUGGGAGCCGGGAGAGGCUGUACUAUUUAGAAGCCGCUCAGGAGAGGAACAUGAACUGAAGAGUAAACAUGUAUGGAAAUUAUUCUCACUUCAUGAAGUUUCCCGCAGGCUAUGGAGGCUCCCCUGGCCACACUGGCUCUACAUCCAUGAGCCCGUCAGCAGCCUUGUCCACAGGGAAGCCAAUGGACAGCCACCCCAGCUACACGGACACCCCAGUGAGUGCCCCACGGACUCUGAGUGCAGUGGGGACCCCCCUCAAUGCCCUGGGCUCUCCGUAUCGAGUCAUCACCUCUGCCAUGGGCCCACCCUCAGGAGCACUGGCAGCACCUCCAGGAAUCAACCUGGUUGCCCCACCCAGCUCUCAGCUAAAUGUGGUCAACAGCGUCAGCAGUUCAGAGGACAUCAAGCCCUUACCAGGGCUUCCUGGGAUUGGAAACAUGAACUACCCAUCCACCAGCCCCGGAUCUCUGGUUAAACACAUCUGUGCCAUCUGUGGAGACAGAUCCUCAGGAAAGCACUAUGGGGUGUACAGUUGUGAAGGCUGCAAAGGGUUCUUCAAGAGGACGAUAAGGAAGGAUCUCAUCUACACGUGUCGGGAUAAUAAAGACUGCCUCAUUGACAAGCGCCAGCGCAACCGCUGCCAGUACUGUCGCUAUCAGAAGUGCCUUGUCAUGGGCAUGAAGAGGGAAGCUGUGCAAGAAGAAAGACAGAGGAGCCGGGAGCGAGCCGAGAGUGAGGCAGAAUGUGCCAGUAGUGGUCAUGAAGACAUGCCUGUGGAGAGGAUUCUAGAAGCUGAACUUGCUGUUGAACCAAAGACAGAAUCCUAUGGUGACAUGAACAUGGAGAACUCGACAAAUGACCCUGUUACCAACAUAUGUCAUGCUGCUGACAAGCAGCUUUUCACCCUCGUUGAAUGGGCCAAGCGUAUUCCCCACUUCUCUGACCUCACCUUGGAGGACCAGGUCAUUUUGCUUCGGGCAGGGUGGAAUGAAUUGCUGAUUGCCUCUUUCUCCCACCGCUCAGUUUCCGUGCAGGAUGGCAUCCUUCUGGCCACGGGUUUACAUGUCCACCGGAGCAGUGCCCAUAGUGCUGGGGUCGGCUCCAUCUUUGACAGAGUUCUAACUGAGCUGGUUUCCAAAAUGAAAGACAUGCAGAUGGACAAGUCGGAGCUGGGGUGCCUGCGAGCCAUUGUGCUCUUUAACCCAGAUGCCAAGGGCCUGUCCAACCCCUCUGAGGUGGAGACUCUGCGAGAGAAGGUUUAUGCCACCCUCGAGGCCUACACCAAGCAGAAGUAUCCAGACCAGCCAGGCAGGUUUGCCAAGCUGCUGCUGCGCCUCCCAGCUCUGCGCUCCAUUGGCUUGAAAUGUCUGGAGCACCUCUUCUUCUUCAAGCUCAUCGGGGACACCCCCAUUGACACCUUCCUCAUGGAGAUGUUGGAGACCCCGCUGCAGAUCACCUGAGCCCUACCAGCCACAGCCUCCCCAUCCAGGAUGAUCCCCGGGCAGGUGUGUGUGGACCCCCACCCUGCACUUUCCUCCACCUCCCACCCUGACCCCCUUCCUGUCCCAAAAUGUGAUGCUUAUAAUAAAGAAAACCUUUCUACACAUGAGACUUUUAUAGGUGGACUUUUGUAUAGAUGUUAAAGGUAAUACGCUUUGCUGUCUACAGGGCUGUGGGACUUACUGGAAGUUCUUGGGAAAACUAACCAAGCCUCUGUACAUACAAUUGGUUUAAAUUAUUUUUUCAUUUGCCCUGGAAAGCAAACAAAUGAGUAAUAAAAUAAUAUAUGUGAAAUUGGC